AUGAUCAGAAGAGUGGUAUUUCUAAUUUAUUAUAAGUAUUUAUUUCAUUCAUUCAGACACAAGUACAAGUAUAUUAAAGACAACAACAGCAGCAUGCUUGUUGAGUAUGAAAGCUCUAAGUUAUCAGACAUAAUUGAAGAGAGUUUGCUUGAGUCUGAGUUUGAUAAAAUAGAGUAUAAGAGCUUUUCAUCACCAGCAGAAUCUAGCAGGAGUCUGCCCAGCUCUGAUAUACCAGAGUCAAGAUUAGAUUAUGGACUCUUCCUGCCCACAAAUACAGUGGAAUCAACAGAAGAAGACAACAUACUUGUACAGAAGCUGGUGGCACAGCUGCAGAUUUAG
Molecule: messenger RNA, 339 nt
Organism: Coccidioides immitis RS
Lineage: Eukaryota; Fungi; Ascomycota; Eurotiomycetes; Onygenales; Onygenaceae
Exons: 4
Coding region: 1-339 (112 amino acids)
Source: RefSeq, a predicted model, not a curated record